Messenger RNA from Capsicum annuum, 495 nucleotides. RefSeq names its product small nuclear ribonucleoprotein SmD1a-like. Gene Ontology annotation, molecular function: RNA binding. The record is from RefSeq and is a predicted model, not a curated record. The transcript has a single exon. Lineage: Eukaryota; Viridiplantae; Streptophyta; Magnoliopsida; Solanales; Solanaceae. Gene Ontology annotation, cellular component: pICln-Sm protein complex; U12-type spliceosomal complex; SMN-Sm protein complex. Bases 1 to 345 code for a protein of 114 amino acids. Gene Ontology annotation, biological process: RNA processing; spliceosomal snRNP assembly.
AUGAAGCUCGUCAGAUUUUUGAUGAAGUUUAACAACGAGAUUGUUUCAAUUGAGCUAAAAAAUGGCAUCGUUGUUCAUGGAGCCAUUACAGGUGUGGAUGUGAACAUGAACACACACCUGAAGGCUGUCAAAAUUACGCUAAAAUGGAAAAAUUCAGUGAUGUUGGAUCACCUGAGUGUGAAGGGUAACAAUAUCUGUUAUUAUAUCCUCCCUGACAGCUUAAAUCUUGAGACGCUGCUGGUGAAAGAUACACCCAGUGUGAAGCCAAAUAAGCCAACAACUAGAAAGCCUUUGGGACAUCGUCGUGGGCGCGACCGUGGCCGUGGACGUGGUCGAGGCCGCUAAAUGCAUUCCAGCUGCUCUUAUUUUUUUGCAGUGUUGUCUAUGUAAACAUAUAUGUAUGGAUGGAGACUUGCUUUUAGUUUUCUAGUAGAAAAAGGAUCAAUCUAAUGCAACAAUUUUUAAAAAAAGUAUUACCACUUCUACUUGAGGGAU